Xenopus tropicalis (tropical clawed frog) is the source of this 1875-nucleotide messenger RNA. It is a transcript of the gene fam3d, whose product is annotated as FAM3 metabolism regulating signaling molecule D gene 1. Gene Ontology annotation, cellular component: extracellular region. The transcript is spliced from 10 exons. Bases 373 to 978 code for a protein of 201 amino acids. Gene Ontology annotation, molecular function: carbohydrate binding. The record is from RefSeq and is a predicted model, not a curated record. NCBI's taxonomy places the organism in Eukaryota, Metazoa, Chordata, Amphibia, Anura, Pipidae.
AGUUGCCCUGACGACUAACUUUCAUUCAGUGCAUUUAUGUCACCUGUAGAGAUUGUUUUAUGAAGAGGAAAUCGUGGGAGACACCUGUCAUUUGUGCCACACCGACCUGCUCUACCCCAGCGAGGAUCCCUGUCCUCUCCCACUGCAUCAGGGGAUACUCUUGGGCUACUGAAUCUGAGUUGUGUCGGUGCAAAGUGUGCCGUGUCGGGCGUGAAAGCGGAGCAUCUGUGCCCUUAUCCCAUUGGGAAGAACCAUGCGGUGUGCGGGUAAUGAGCAUUCUGGUUUCAUAGAUGGAACUAAGAACUAGCAGCUAUUCUACGGGUCAUAGUGAUUCUACUUACCCUGAUCACCACAUGGUAUUUUGCAGAAAAAAUGUAUUCUAAUCGGGACAAUAUGAAGAGCCUGAGGAGUAUAUUUGAUAAUAAAGCUGACGAGGCGCCAAAAAAGAAGAAAGCCCAGUUCAGCUGCGGGAAUGAGAAACCCUGCCCGGACGAUUACUUUGCCUUUAAAAUUAUUAGCGGAGCAGCCAAUGUCGUUGGACCAUCUAUGUGCUUUGAGAACUCUAUCAUAAUGAGCAGUAUAAAAAAUAACAUUGGCCGAGGACUGAACAUCGCGCUAAUAAACGCUUCCACUGGGGUUGUGAUCAAAACGAGUUCAUUUGAUAUGUAUUCUGGAGAUGUGAAACCGCUGCUGGAGUUUAUAAAACCUGUGGCGGAAGGAACGCUGGUGUUUGUCGCAUCUUAUGACGAUCCGGGUACAAAGCUGAAUGAUGAAGCCAGGGCUGUAUUCGCAAGCUUUGGGAGCAGUUAUUCAAAGAAAAUAGGUUUCCGAGACAGCUGGCUCUUCGUGGGAGGAAAAGGGAUAAGUACCAAAAGCCCAUUUGAACAGCACAUCAAGAACAACAAAGAAACAAACAAAUACGACGGGUGGCCGGAGGUGCUGGAAAUGGAAGGCUGUAUCCCCAAGAAAACCAACUAAAGCCACAGGAUAGUCUGUUCCACCCCACGGGUUUCCAGCCUGCCCCGCUUGCUCCCGUCGCAGAUCCAAUCGCUGGAAUAUCCAAGGCCACCGAGCAAACACUGGGACUUAGCAUGUAACAACGAAACAGGCCCAAUGCACAAACUAAACCUUUCCCUUCUCCAAACCCGUCUCUUAUAAAACGGGGCUGCAUAGACAUCACUGAGUGUUGCCUUUAGCAUGUAGUGACCCCCCCCGGAGUGGGAAUUUUAUUAGGAAUGAAUGAAGUCAAAAGAUGAGAGAGAUGAAAUAUAACAGUCCGACUAAAGAGGAUAUAUUCCUGCCUUUAUCAUGAACUCUGCGGUGUGGCACAGGAGCUGACAAUCUAAAGCGGCACAGGGACUCUAGGGUUCCUGCACCAGGGAAUAUGGUUUAUGAACUGGGAAUUGGACUUGUAAAUGUUCUGCUGCUUAUUUCAUUUCCCUGCAGUUCAGAGGUGUCGCCAAUGGCCCAGUGUAAAUGUCUAAGUGUAAAUAUAAAUUGUAUUUAAUAUACGGGGAAAGGGGGAGGUGGAGAUUUAUGGGAGAUAGCGGAGAAUGACUAUGUCAAAGUAAUAAACACACGGGAGAAUGUAUCUUCUGUGCACUCUAUUGGGUGGGGUAUACAUUGUGCCCAGAGCAUUCCGCAUCUGUAUUUUUAUAUUUAUAUAUAUAUAUGGGAGGGAGUUGCCAUAUUGUUUCCCUAGUACGGUAUGAGAGUAUAUGUUACUGAACAGACCUGCUCUAAUCAGAUUGGGUGUCAGAUCACAGAGGGACAGUUAAUAAAGCCAAUCAUGUGUUGCAAUGGGCAUUUUAUAAUUAUCAGAAGUAAUGUUGCCCUCUCCAGCUGGGUACGAUAUUAAACUGAUACAUUUCCACA